AUGCAGCUCAUCGCAGCCCGAACGGCAGGCGUGCGCUCCGCCAUUCGUGCGGCACGCCUCGUCCCAGCGUUGCGCACGUACGCUACACCUGCCACGUUUAAGGACGACGACGACCCCCAGCUCGCCGACUAUCCCCGCCUGCCGUAUAUCUCGAAACAGCGUCGCCCAGCGAGAGGAUGGGAAGACUGGCAGAUGCGUCGUAACUUUGGCGAGCCACUACAUGAACAAGAGGAAAUCCUCUCUAUGUGGGGUCCGGAUGCGCCCGUGGUUCCCCCAUCGACAGCAUUGCGCUGGUUCAUGACCGCCGUCGCUGGGUUCACUACAUUUGGCGUAAUCACCAAAUUCGCUUUAAUUCCCAGCCGCCCUUCUGUACCCCGAGAAUACCCAUACUCUGGGCUGGAGACUGAGCUUGGUGGACUGGAAGAGAACAAGGCGAGACCUGAAUCCGAAACUGAUGAGGAAUAGAGCUUCAAUGCCAUUGUACCGCAUUUAGCGUUUCUCCGUACAAUCCCGAGAGUUUACUG
Postia placenta MAD-698-R-SB12 is the source of this 524-nucleotide messenger RNA. RefSeq lists its product as hypothetical. The transcript has 3 exons. The record is from RefSeq and is a predicted model, not a curated record. The coding region runs from base 1 to 465 and encodes 154 amino acids. NCBI's taxonomy places the organism in Eukaryota, Fungi, Basidiomycota, Agaricomycetes, Polyporales, Adustoporiaceae. Gene Ontology annotation, cellular component: mitochondrion.